UAUCGAGAAACGAGCCAAUCGAGAGGCACGGCAUUGAUCCACGUUUGCCUCCGUAAAUCCGGUGUUGCUCGCUUACCAACCGAUAGUUCAUUAUCAUCGCUUGAAACCGUGGGCGGCUAUUAACUCGUGCAUUGGCUUUUGAAACGUUCGUUGAAACGCCGAUACGAUAUAUUCCAUAAUCGUCAUCGCGAUUACUUAGCCACGUAAAACAGAAAUUGCGGAUUAUUUUCACAUCGCGUAGCGUUCGUUACGCACGAUCGAUCGUCUCGAUUCGAGAAUGACGCUUCGCUAUGAGCAUCGAUUACACCGAUACGUAAUAAAAUUACACGCGCGAUCAACGAUUACAUAGAAGGCCGCGUGGACAAAUGGAAACGCGAGAAAGAAGAGGAGGGGGCAAGGAUGGGUUGCGCGCUCGUUCCGUGGAAGCAGCGAGAAAAUUUGACAGUUGGCGGGCAUCUGGCUUCUCCUUUUCUCUCCAGCCGUGGCUGCCCACGUAUACCGGGUGUCGCGUGGGUGUACGUCGCUCGUGCUGUACGUAGUGCACGUAGUGGGGAUCCUUCGGUGGUACUUCACUGGCUCGUACGGAAAGGAAAGGAAAAGAGUGGUGUACCUACAGCUGUGCCUGUAAACGCGAUUAUGUUUCGUCGCUGGCAAACCCAUUCAGUGCUUCUUACGGCACGAAGGAACUUGGUACCGUCGCGUCCUCGCUCGCUCUUCGAAUCGCGUAUUCUCUUCGAGUCGCGGCGAGGAGGAAGUCGCGCGUAGGAUUUCACGGUUUCGAUCACGCGUUUUCGGCCGGGCUUGUUUUUCCGCUUCGAGGAAACGGAACCGCGUGCGUGGACCGCACGUUUCGCGCGUAUACGCAACGCCAGUCGUAACUAACGCGAUAGCAGUGAAAAUUAUUCUAGCAGCGUUUGUGGAAAUAGGAGAAAAAAGAAGAGGAAAAGAAGAGAGAGAAAAAAGGAAAGGAAAAAGAGGGUGCGUGCAGCAUAACGCGCAGCUGUUUCUUUUUCUUGGGAUCGUGAAACAGUUUGGAGGUAACGAGGGAGCGGGAGAAUAGUUUCCGUGAUUAGAAAUUGUACGACGAAGAAGGACAAAUCGAGUGGAGAUAUCGAGAAGAGCGGCCCUAGUUAGCGGAACCGUGGCGAUCGUUUGGCUUAGCGUGCGCUUAACGAGAAUCCUCGCGUCCUGAAACGUUGUCCACGUUGAAGGAAAUGGAUGGAGAUACGAGAACGCGGGAAUGACGGUUGAACGAUCGGGAAAAGGGAAGGAGAAUCGAUAGGCGAGCGGUAAAAGAGGAAGAAGGAUGGUGUACAGAGGCAGUUUACAGACCGACGAUCCCAGGGAUGCACCGAGGCUGGUCAGGAUGUCACCGCUGAGAAGCAGCAGGCCUGUGCCCGAUUCACGAGCAGUUUCCUCCGUUAAUAGCCCGGUGUAUCAUGGCCCGUUUGUGCCAGCAAUCGACGUUCAUCGGGCCAAAUUGAUCGAUGAAAGACGUUUGCCCCGUUGUGAAAGAGAGAUCGAGUCAAUGGAGAAGGUGAUUAUGAGGACGACCGGGCUCAAGGUCGGGGCGCCAAGGCUGCGGAACAUCAGUCAGAUACGGGACACGGUGUUCGUCGAUCCGGCACUGAUACCUAUGGAGAAGAUCGGCCGGGUGGAGAAGGAUCGGCCGAGAACAAUCGCGAUCGAAGGCGCGACCGGUAGAUCGUCCAGGGCGGCGAGCUCCAUGCUGGCCGACUUGAAGGAUCUGGAGAGAUUGAGGAACACGCCCCCGGCUCAGAGGUAUCAGAGGGGGAUCGCGGCGACGAAGAAGAGCGAGGCGAGGUCUUCUAUCGCGCCUAAUAAAAAAUCGGAGAUCUCGAGUUCGGCCAAGAUUCGAUCGGAUAUCUUCAAGAUACAACAGAUGUUUCAAAGCCCCGACAAUUGUCCGAGGACGGUGGUGAACGAGAAGAAGAUGGAGAAGAGGAACGAGUGUGAGAAGAGAUCCGGGGGGGAAAUUAAUAAAACGAGAUUACUCGCUCAAAAAUUGUUGGAGGCGUCUCGAAGUAAUCGGGAGUCGUUGAAGGAUCGUUACAAUAAUCCGAGGAACGCGUCUAAGGUUGGUAAAAGCGUGAACGGUAAAAGUGCGUCGAGUAAGGCGUGUUCGCAGAAGAGCGGCGCGGAUCCCAAACGAUCCGAGAAAGGGAAAAGUGUCGUAGGGUCGGAGGAGAUGCAUCCGCAACCUCCUAUUCGUAAGAGAAAAGAAUCGAAGAACGGACGCAGCUGUGAAACGGAUAAAACUAUCGUGGACGAUCCCGGGAAGGACGAUAAGAAGGAUAUCGAGGAGAGUUCGAGGAGCGGCGGGAACAGAGCGAAAGAGAUCGAAACGUUGUCGAACGACGACAAUUGUUCGAACAACGGCGAUCCAAGGGACGAGUCGAAAGUGAGGACGAAGGAGCUGAACAGGCCGGAUAUUCUGGACGGAUUGUUGAAGGAGUGCGAUCGGCAAAUGGCAGACUUGAAGUCGGAUUUGCACGAGAGAAGGAGAUCGCGAAGCCACUGGAGAGGAUUCGUGCAAUCGAUGAGGCUGCACGACGUCGAGCUUCAUUCGGACACCGAGGAUCAACGAAAGGACCUGAAUUUAUGGAACAAGAGCAUCAGUCAACGAUGGAGGAAACUGAGGAGAAGAUGCUCUGUCCAGGAGAGCUCGGAACCACAGGAGGCUCUGAUACAAGGUGGAACGACCCAGGGAGUUAUUCAACCCGUAAGGUCCAGCCCGGCUAGCAGGGAGUCCUCGCCUGCCGCAAAGAGCCUUCAGGACGGCAGCUCGCCCAAGAAAUUGUUGCAAACUAGUUCCCUCAGAUUACCAGGUACCACCAAGGGUAUAGCCGACAUCCAGCAUGUUCUACGAAGCAAGUUCAGCAAGAUAAACGCCGGUAUUCGGAAGAGGAAAGCUCUGAGCGUGACGGAGGUGUUCUCGCAAAAGGACAACGCGUCCAAUUUCUACGUUCCAAGCCCCCUGACCUCGUCGAGCAGUCAGAACUUCGACGGAGAUGGCUACGAUUCCAGCGAGCCGACCUCUCUUCCACCCUACCCUUUCCACGACAAUCUCGAAACGCUGGCGGAGGGCAGCGUGCCGAAUUCGCCCAAUUGCAGCAGCCCGUUGACCAACGCCGAUAAAACGUUCACGUAUUCUCAAGGCGGUGGCGCGUACGACUCGCCGAUUCUUUGCCACGAUCAAAGCCAGAAGGACGUGUACGAGAACGUGUUGUACGCCAAUUCGUCCCCCAGAUGUUGCCCCAGAUCCAGAGCCGUGUUGCAACGAAGCAACUCGGAGAAUCGCGACGGCUCGUGCAGACACCAGGAACACUCGUACGAGAACGUGCGUUUCCAACGUGGCCACAGGUCGGAGUUGACGCCCUCGGCCACACCCCAUUCCGACAGACACUUGGCGAGAAGCAACUCGGAAACGAGGGACCAUCACUCGUACGAGAACGUCCACUUCCAGAAGAACUCGAAGCCCAGAAGCCAAACCGACGCAUCGUUCGAGGAGAUUCACAUACCGAGGGUGACGCCCAGAAAGAGGAUGACCGAUUUCAAAGUCGGUGGACAGGUGAAUAAUUAUUCCAAUGGGCCUGGAUCCCCGUGCGUGAACAAAGACGACGGCCCGUCCAGUUUGGGGGCAGAAAGAAGCCCCGGCAAGAAGACGACCAGACGAAUGAACAGCAGAAGCGUUGCCAAUAUUCCUAGCUCCUCCGGUUCCAGUUUGAAGACUUGGCAAGGCACGCAAGACACGGACGAAGGCCUGAAUACCGACUCCGAACUCGAAGACAUCGACGAAGCUGGCGAGGGCGAAGAGUCGAGAUUCUGCACCCUACCGAGGCCGGGCAAGGGUGGCGCGUCAUUCACGAUACUGACGGCUAGAUUUCUAAAGGGUCCUGGACACAAAGGACUCGGUUUCAGUAUCGUCGGCGGUACGGACAGUCCUCGAGGGAACAUGGGCAUUUACGUGAAAACGGUCUUCCCCAAUGGGCAGGCCGCGGAUCUUGGAACCGUCAAGGAAGGGGACGAAAUUUUGUCGAUAAAUUCGAAACCUCUUCACGGUAUGACGCACGCCGAGGCGAUCGCCGAGUUCAAAUCCGUGAAAGCUGGGGACGUGGUGCUGCACGUCGGACGUCGCGUCAACAGGAAGAAAAGGGACUCUCUCACGUUACCACCUGCCGGACCACCGCCUCGCCAAGUCAAGUGAAUCGUUGAUCUCCUUCUAUCGCGAAAACCGAAGUUUUAAAAGGAUUCUACGCACAUCACAACUAUUAUUUUCGUUCAGAAUAACGAACAGGGCUCGGUCUGCGUUAAUCCGGCGCAACAACGAAUCGAUUUCAAUUUUUCUUUUUACCAUUUUCCGUUUUGCGCGCGUGCGUUUCGAUAUAACGUUGCUUUUUGAUAAUCGGAUACCAAUUUUCGUAUUCGUAUAAUUGUGUUUAACUUUUAGGCACCCUUCUCUCUUUAAGGAUGCAUUGUUUCGAAACAAUGUGAAUUUGAGCGGCGUGCUCGAGCCGAACGCGACGAAAUAAUUUGUUCAAAGUGAAUUGUAAAAGAACGGAGGAUGUAAUUGAGGUUGCCGAAACGAGAUAUUUAGAGAAACGAUUGUUUCCCACGAAAGUGUCGGCGAAAGUUUUGAACGUUUGAAUUCUCGAGAGAAAAUUUUUCUCUCCUUUGGCGAAGAUCGUAUCGUAUCGAAGAGGUGGAACCUGCUGCCUUCGAAGCAAAAUAGCCAAAGAGAGCUAUGGAAAAUAUUCGAAUUGAAAAAACGAUAUAAUAAUACGACGUAAAUAUAUAUCUAUCGAUAUAAAAUUUUUACUCGACUCUCAAUAAUGAUCGAAAUAUUUAAUUAGCUGUUCACGGCUCUAGCUUUUGUAAUCUUUUCUCGUAUCAAACUUUUUACGAAGAGGAUGUAUUUUUAUCGAAAUUUAGCGUCGGAUGAUGUUUAUUUUGAAAAGAAAAAAACAAAAAAAAGAAAAAAAAAGAAAAAAAGAAGAAAACAUUCUCGAAUCGUUGAAUCGAAGCUGCGCGAAUUGGGGAAGAAUCGAAGUCUUCCGGCUUACUUUAAAUAGCUACCAGACUACGAUUUAUUUUUGUAUAAAUUGCGAGACAUCGUCACGCGAGAAAUCUUGAAAUCCGUUUAAAACAUCGGGCGCGAGUUGAUUUAUCGAGAAAUCGAUAAAUGAGAAAAAAGGAGGACAGAUGUCUAGACGCAUCGGAAUGCUGCAAUUUCUGAAAUUGCCCGAAGGAAUGCGCGUUCAAACAAGAUUUCUCCAAUAUUUCACGUUGUCACGUUCGAGCAAGGAUCGAAUUAUUUUUUAACUACCUUUGCAUAGAGAUAACGAUGAUCGCCCAAAGAUGAAGCCCAAAAAAUAUUUUUACUACGAGAUGAACGAGAAACGUAUAAAAAAAAACGCAUAGAAACGCAUAUCUAUAGAAUUAUAUAUAUUAUAUAUAUAUAUAUAUAUAAAAAUAUAUAUAUAUAUAUUUUGACGGAUCGAACGAGACGCGUUUAUUUUAAGGCGAAAAAAAAAUUGUUAUUAGUAUCUAGUCCAUUUGUAAUAUUUCGUUUUUCUCAACAGGAAUAUUUCUCAAUUCUUUAUCUUUCUUUUUUUUUAUUCGUUUCUUUUAUUUUAUAUAGAUAUCGGGAAAAUAAACGAGAAAAAAAAAAUAUAUAUAUAUAUACACGCAUAUAUAUAUCUAUAUGGUGAUAUACACACGAUUAUAUAUUUCUUGUAUCGAUUUUUCGAGGUGUAACGAAGCCAACGCGAGCGAUCAAUAAAUUGAAAUUUCAAGUAUCGCCUGUCAAAUGAUGUUACUUCUCGACAAUAUAUUCCAUGAUUAAUCGA
Messenger RNA from Apis cerana (Asiatic honeybee), 5870 nucleotides. RefSeq lists its product as uncharacterized. Lineage: Eukaryota; Metazoa; Arthropoda; Insecta; Hymenoptera; Apidae. The record is from RefSeq and is a predicted model, not a curated record. Gene Ontology annotation, molecular function: protein binding.